AUGAAACCAGCAGUCGGCCGAUUCUUGAUCCUCCUCCCCGUCAUCCUAGCCGUCAUCAGCUUCAUUCUGUCCAUGCUGGCUCUAUACGCAGGUCGCCAGCCAGGCUUUAUGGAAGACUAUGCCUUUGUCAGGCUCAAUACCUCCAUGGUCGGACACAACCUCUUCGAUAAAGGCAAGAAGGACGACAAGAGUGGCGACAAGAAAGGCGGCGGUGGCAUCCUAGGCGGCAUCCUAGGCGGCAUUGUUCCAGACGUCGAAAUCCCAGGCGCCAACGUUCUGGGCGACGCCAAGGACUGGGUAGAGGACAAGACGGACGGUGUAAAGGGCAAACUCAAUGACAUCACCGGCACCAUUGCAGACGAAAUAGCCAAGAAGAUUGGCAUCAAGCAGUGGUACUCACUGCACAUCAUGGACUCGUGUGAGGGCUACUUCCAGCCGAAUGCCACCGCGCCCGGUGCUGCGCUCAACGUGACCAACUGUACUUCGUCGAGCCCAUCUCCUGACCGCGAGAUGCAUAUAGACCGCCUCAACCUGACGGAUCUCUUGGACAAGGAACUUAGAGUUGGCCCUGCAAAGCUCAAUCUCGCCGACAUCAAGUGGCCCAAGGGCAUCCAAGACACGCUCGACGUGCUCAACAAUGCCCUCCUCGGCCUGCUCAUCAUGUACUCCCUGGGCAUAGGCUGCUGCGCCGCGUCGGCAUUAGGCGGUCUCGCAGCCUUCUUCAAGCCCGACAUGCGCAUCCUCGCGCUGGUGAAUUUCACCGUCGGCGGUUUGGCGUUCCUCAGCAUCAUCAUAGCCAGCAUCAUCGUCACUGUUGCCACAAACACCGGCGUCGAGGCCGUCAAUAAAAUCGGCAAUCCGGUCGGACUGUACGCGAGCAGAGGCGAAAAGUUCUACAACCUAAGCUGGGUGACCACGGGAUUCAUGGGAUUCGUCACCUUGUUCUGGAUGGUCCGCUUCUGCAUGGUGAGGCGGCAGAGGAGGCUCAUGACGGAAAAGACUUGGAGCUGA
Messenger RNA from Metarhizium brunneum ARSEF 3297, 1011 nucleotides. Lineage: Eukaryota; Fungi; Ascomycota; Sordariomycetes; Hypocreales; Clavicipitaceae. The record is from RefSeq and is a predicted model, not a curated record.